This is a messenger RNA of Ixodes scapularis (black-legged tick), 1748 nucleotides long. RefSeq names its product sodium-dependent dicarboxylate transporter SdcS-like. Gene Ontology annotation, cellular component: membrane. Gene Ontology annotation, biological process: monoatomic anion transmembrane transport; citrate transport. NCBI's taxonomy places the organism in Eukaryota, Metazoa, Arthropoda, Arachnida, Ixodida, Ixodidae. The transcript is spliced from 12 exons. The coding region runs from base 1 to 1737 and encodes 578 amino acids. Gene Ontology annotation, molecular function: citrate transmembrane transporter activity; succinate transmembrane transporter activity. The record is from RefSeq and is a predicted model, not a curated record.
AUGGAGACCUCUCACGCGUCGAGCACCAGCCGUUCCGUGAUGAUCUCGGACGCGCUGCGCAAGUACAAGAUCGUUCUCGGCUACCUCAUCUUCGUCGCCAUGCUCGUUGGCGUCUUCCUAGGAAAGGAUAGGCUGCUCCAGUGCGGCCUGGCCGUGGGCGGCAUCGCGGUGCUCUGGGUCCUGGAGCCGAUCCCGUACCACGUGGCGUCCUUCGUGCCGCUCGUGGUCUUCCCGCUCUCCAACCUCAUCCCGGCCAAGGAGGUGGCCACGCGCUACAUGAACGACGACGUCAUCCGGGCGCUGUCAGGCCUCUUCAUCUCGAUCCUGCUGCAGACGUCCAAGCUGAACCGGCGCAUGGCGCUGUACCUGCUGCUGGCCCUGGGCACCAGCGUGCGCUGGCUGUUGCUCUGCUACAUGUGGCUGGUGUUCCUCUUCUCCAUGUUCGUGACGGACGCGGCCGUGACAGCCGUCAUGGUCUCCCUCGUCGACACCCUGGUUGCCGAGGUGUACGCCAGCAAGGUGCGCGUACGCGUCGCCAGGCUUAACAAGGCCGCCGAGGAGGCGCGCCAGCACAGGGGCGCCGAGGAGGCCCGAGUCGCCGCCGAGACCCCGGAGGCGCCCGCCUACGCGGACUACGACCACGUUCUACACGAAGAGCAAACGCACUGCGCAGUGCUCCGGAAAGCAUUCAUGCUGGCCCUGAGCUACUCGGUCGUCUACGGAACGGCCGUCCUGCUGGCCAACAAGACGAGCUUUGUCCUGGACGCCUUCCUCCAAGAGCAGUACAACUUCAACAUCAGCCAGGUGAAAUGGGUGGCCGUGAACGGCCUCUUCGGGCUCGUGGGCCUCGUCUUCAGCUGGCUCUUCGUCUUCCACGUCUAUCUGAGGAAAUACGAUGAAGAUGGCAUCGAGGAAUCGGCGGCCGCCAAGGACAUCUGCCGUGGAAAGCUGGACCAGCUGGGCGAGAUGACUUGGAACGAGCUGACGGUAACGGGCCUCUUCUUCGUCUGUCUUCUCCUUUGGGUCACGAGGCAGCCCCAUAUUGUCUCUGGCUGGCAAGACCUCCUCAGCCUACGCCUGGUGAGCGAGUCGACGGUUGGUUUCUUUGUCGUCAUCUUGGCGUUCCUGCUUCCGUCUGACUUGCACAACUUCGAGCUCAAGAACCGUAUCCUGAAGUGGAACGACGUCUACCACAAGAUGCCCUGGGGAGUCAUCUUCGUCAUGUCCGGGAACAUCGCCAUCUCCUACGCCCUAGUGGAGUGCGGCGCCCUGCAGGGCCUGGGCAGCCUGGCCGGUGGCCUCCCGAGCAAUGGCGUCUGGGCCCAGCUCUUCUUCCUCCUGGUCACGUCGCUCACCUCGGAGCUGACCACGGUCAAGGACAGAGUGCCCGCCCUUUUCGCCCUCGCCUCCAACGUGAGUCAGGCGACGGGCCUGGAGCCCCUGAGCCUGAUGCUCCCCGCGGCGGCGGCCUCCGAGUUCAACUUCAUGAUGCCCUCGUCCGGUGCGCGGAACGCCAUCAUCUUCGAGAUCGCCUACAUAUCGUCGCUGGAAAUGAUCUUGCCCGGCAUCGUGAUGAAGCUCGUCUCGUGCGUCUUCUUCCUCGGGGUCAUCAACUCGGCCGGCCGCUUGGUGCUGGGGCAGCACGUGCUGGAGCUGGUCAACGCCACCGCGGCAGCCAAGGGAAACCUGUCGGCCAGGGCAGACUUCUUCCAGACUUUCGCCAAUAAACUGGACUGAAGCUCUUCUCA